AUGACAUUGCAGGAUAGCUCUACUCAGUUAGCAGGCGAUUGGCGUAUGAAACGGGCGGAUAUGAAGCUGGAAAAACACAAUCAGUCCUGGAGUGUAUUAGGCUGGAGAUUUGUGGCCUACUUAAGGGAUUACUGUCAAAAUUGUAGUCUGGCAGGCUUUGCCUAUAUAGCCAAUCAUAAUUUACAUUUCACGGAGCGAAUUUUUUGGCUGCUAUGCAUUAUUGCUUCGACCAUAGGCGUUUAUAAUCUGAUCAGUCAAUAUCAGCGCGACUUCACCUCGCGCGCUGUCAGCAUAGUCCACGAGAGUCUAUCGCCAUUUGCGAUGCUAAAAUUUCCAUCGAUUACCGUUUGCGAAACGCGAUUUAAUACGGAUUUUCCGAAAAAUGUGGAAGAUUAUAUCCGGAGCUUGGGUACAGGCUUGAAUGAGCCCUACAACUGGGUGGUUGAGUCGUAUGUAUCCUUCAUAUUGUUUCCACAUCAGUAUGUGUCGGGCACAUUUUUGCGCUGUCAACCAUUCGAAAAUUGUGAAGAAUGCGCCAAGUGCCCCAAGAAAGAUUUUCGAAAGAUUGCCACAAGGUUUGGUUUCAAUUGCUCGGAUCUGUUUAUCAGUUGCAAAUUGUCGGAUAACACCUUCGACUGCUGCAACUACUUUCUGCCGAUGAUCACGCCGUACGGACGCUGUUUUCUGCUCAACUCACUUCAGAACAAUAAGCCCGAAUCGAAGCAUUGGCUGCCGGCCAUUUUGGAUCGGGGUAGCCAACCGGAAAUGAAACUGCAUCUGACACGCUCUGCUAUCAUUAAAGUGCUCAAUGAGGAGGAUGUCAUAACCACGGCGCUGCCAACUGUAGAAGUCACUGUGAGGGAGGGACAGCAAAAGACAUUACAGUUUCACAAGGAAGCCAUGGUGAAUGAUCCCAAUAUGAAGGAUAUUCCAGUAGCCGCCCGCGAUUGCUACUUUCCCGACGAGGUUACGCCAUGGAGCAUGUACAAGGCGUACAGUUUCAGUGCCUGCAUCAGCGACUGCUUGAGACUGUAUCAAUAUGAGCUGUGCAACUGCUCCGUGUACAAUUUUAUACCAUAUGAGAAUGAACGCUAUCCUGAUUGUGACCUUAAGGGCUACUUGUGUCUGGAAAGUUUUUCCCUGGUCCUGCAGGAUAUCAAAAGACUAUUCCGCGCUAGUUCACAGUCACUGCAUUGCCAUUGCCUGCCCUCCUGCACGGAGGGCGACUUGAAAGCCAUCUAUGAAGAUCAACCAGCAUAA
Drosophila novamexicana is the source of this 1260-nucleotide messenger RNA. RefSeq lists its product as uncharacterized. Gene Ontology annotation, cellular component: membrane. Lineage: Eukaryota; Metazoa; Arthropoda; Insecta; Diptera; Drosophilidae. The transcript is spliced from 5 exons. Gene Ontology annotation, biological process: sodium ion transmembrane transport. The record is from RefSeq and is a predicted model, not a curated record. Bases 1 to 1260 code for a protein of 419 amino acids. Gene Ontology annotation, molecular function: ligand-gated sodium channel activity.